UUUUGUAAGCUUUCACUUUCAAAUGGUGGAAGGAAUCAGUGCAGGAUUCUUCUGUCUGGGAGUGCUGAGUGUCCCAGUUCCUGGUCAACUGAGACCUCUGCAACCUGUGUUCGGCUGUGCUUCUCUGCUCUACUGGAACCACCUGCCUCUCAGACAAGAGGAGCCUGUGGCACCAACGUUGGAUCUGGAGCAGGCUUCAGGGCUUGAGCAUGUGCAAUCUCUGAGAGCAGAUUUGGGGCUGGCUGAGGUCUCACAGUAUAGAGCUCCAGAAGUCCCAGGUUUUCAACAGAUGGGGCCAAACAUGAAAUAUCUGUGAGGAAUCCUGGCACAGCUAAACCAGAGAUGUGGAUAUUAGGGAGCGAGCUCAGGAGGUAUGUGGGUUCGUGGAAGUGAUGACCGAGUGGCAGUGGGUGUUCCUGAAGAUGCCCUGGAGAGUGUGUGAGUUGAGAAGAGCAGAGAAAGAUGGAUCAUGGAAUGAAAUUCCUCCUACCCCUCUGGGUGAUGGAAUUCCCACCCUCAUGGUAGGGAGCAGUGCCUGUCCUCUGGACCUGUCACAGGUCCCCAUGAUCCCCAUGGCAGGACCCCUUACAUUAAUUCUUGUAGGGAUCACUCCCCCAAGAAGCCCCCAAAAUGCAAUGCUUCCCUGGAGUUGUGUACAGGAAGGUUCUGCUGGAAUCUCUGGGUUCUGGGUGGCCUCCCUGGGUUCUCCAGCUUUUCUCUUCAGGUGCGGGCUCUGCCCCUCAAGUGCACAUCACAGGGCCAGAGAAGGAUGGGUUCGAAUUGUGUGCAUGGCCUCGGGGUGGUUCCCAAAGCCCCAAGUGCAGUGGAGAGCUCUAAGUGGAGAGAAGUUCCUGACGUUCUCUGAGACCCAAGCCCAAGGGCUGUUCACCAUAAAGGCAAUUCUUGUGGUGAGGGACAGCUCUUCAGGGAAUGUGACCUGCUCAGUCCUCAACCCCAUCUUGGGCCAGGAGAAGGCAAUGGCCAUGUUCAUCCCAGAACCCUUCUUCUCUUGGAGUUCUCCCUGGAAGCUAGCUUUCAUGGUGAUCCUGACUGUGCUGAUGCUCCUACUCCUUGGGGCUGCCUUUUACAUCAUGAGAGAACAUACUGCAAAGCUCCAGGAGAUGCAGGAAUGGGAGAAACCACACAGAGAACAGGAGGAGGACCAGCAGAUAAAGGAGGAGGCACUGAAGGCCAGAGAUGAACUCCAAGGAGAUCUUGACUGGAGGAAAUCUGUUUACCUGCCUGUGUCACCUGUAACACAGAGAGGAGUCAAUAAUAUGCAGAUUUGUUCUGGCUCCUGUCUCACCAGGGUGUCUUCCCUUUCAACCCUGAAGAAGGCAAAACUGUAUGCAGAUUGGCAGAAGGAGAAGUUUCAGGCCUGUGAGUUACUUCUGCUGUUUGGUUGCUCCUACUGCUAUCCCAUGGCUGCUGAUACCUCCUUCAGCUUGCUGUGGUGAUACAGAUGCUGGCAUCAUCAAUGGUGUGACUGUCAGUCUGGAUCCAGAGUCUGCCCAUUCCAGCCUUGCUGUCUCUGAUAACAAGACUAGUGUGACCUGGAAAAACUUACCCAAGGGCUCAGAACAUGGAGUCUAUAGUGUCUUGGGUCAUGAAGGCAUCACAUCA
This is a messenger RNA of Mustela lutreola (European mink), 1623 nucleotides long. Its product is annotated as butyrophilin-like protein 1. The transcript is spliced from 8 exons. The record is from RefSeq and is a predicted model, not a curated record. Lineage: Eukaryota; Metazoa; Chordata; Mammalia; Carnivora; Mustelidae. Gene Ontology annotation, biological process: regulation of cytokine production; T cell receptor signaling pathway. Bases 393 to 1457 code for a protein of 354 amino acids. Gene Ontology annotation, molecular function: signaling receptor binding. Gene Ontology annotation, cellular component: external side of plasma membrane.